GCGUUUCUCAGGUUGGUGUCUACUGUCCUGCAAUUCUGAUCGUGUUAAUUCUGUCCAUUUUUCUCAUUUUCAGAGCAGAGGAAGUUGAACUCAUAGUUUCUUUAGCUAGAAAUCUGAGAAGAAUUUGAUUUCUUUUUCUUUGGCCUUUUUUGAGCAUAUCCAAUUAUCCAUCUGCUAUAAUGCCUAGAAUUUCAUUUAAAAUUAAACAAUUGAUGGACCCUCAACCAAAUUCACCUCUCUCUUCUAUUCCAUCUCCAUAUUACAGUCUGGACUUUGGGAAACAAUCAACCCCAUCUUCAUCUUCAAGCAAAAUCAGCCCAGUACUUCUUUUGGUUAUAGUUAUUUUAGCUUUAAUCUUCUUCCUUGCGGGUCUUCUGCAUUUACUGGUUAGAUUUUUCCUAAAAAGGCCAUCUUUUUCACCAAUUUUUCACUCCAAUCGACACCCAGAAACCUCUGGGUCUCAUAGGCUUCAACACCUCUUUCGUUUACAUGACUCGGGUCUAGACCAAGCGUCCAUAGAUGCUUUACCGGUUUUCUUUUACAAAGACGUAACUGGGUUGAAGGAGCCAUUUGAUUGUGCUGUUUGUCUGUGUGAAUUCUCAUAUCAAGACAAGCUAAGAUUGCUUCCUGCCUGCAGCCAUGCUUUUCACAUUGAUUGUAUUGACACAUGGCUUCUUUCGAAUUCUACAUGCCCUCUUUGUAGAGGAAGUCUUUCUAGCUCCGGCUUACCAAUGGAAAAUCCAGUGUUUAGUUAUGAUUAUUUGAGGGAAACGUCAAAUGGGAUUGGUGGCAAUGGAGAAAAUGGGGUUUCUUGUAGUGAUCAGAAACCAAUGAUCAUUGAGGAAGUUGGGGAAAAGAGGGUGUUUUCAGUGAGACUAGGUAAGUUUAGAAGUAUGAAUAGUGGGGAAAGUGGUAGAGAGAAAGGAAAUGGAGAAAUUAGUAGUAGUUGUAAUUUUGAUGUAAGGAGAUGUUACUCAAUGGGUGCAUUUCAAUAUGUUGUUGAUGAUUCAACUCUGCAAGUGGCCUUGUCUUCCGGUAUUCCUAAUGGUGGUAGGAAUGGGAAGCUUGCCAAAGGGAAAGGAAUUGAUGGGAAUUCAUCCACUGAUGAAGCGGAAGAGAAGAGAAUCCGGAGAACAAGAGGUGAGAGCUUUUCUGUUUCAAAGAUAUGGCUUUGGCCUAACAAGAGCAGGUUCCCUACUUCUUCUGAUAUUUAUGCCAGUACCGUGUCUCAGUUUGCCAUCCAAUGCCAGAGCUCAAGCUGUUUGAAACAAUGAUAGGUUCCUCCCACUGCCCUGUGUUCUACUCUUAAAUCAAUCUACAUGCUUGUUCAAUCUGGUUCAUGUUUCAUCUAGAGUUAAACUAUAUGAUCAAUAAAAAUGCAUAUUUCUC
Rubroshorea leprosula is the source of this 1389-nucleotide messenger RNA. The record is from the annotation of a GenBank genome assembly. NCBI's taxonomy places the organism in Eukaryota, Viridiplantae, Streptophyta, Magnoliopsida, Malvales, Dipterocarpaceae.